Messenger RNA from Arctia plantaginis, 1272 nucleotides. The record is from the annotation of a GenBank genome assembly. NCBI's taxonomy places the organism in Eukaryota, Metazoa, Arthropoda, Insecta, Lepidoptera, Erebidae.
AUGGCUUCACCUUUAGAACAAUUUGUAAACAAUGUCAGGACUAUGUCGGCAUCAGGAUCUUUCCGUGAGCUAUGUGAUGUCAUUGCCAAGUCAGACGAAGUAUUACAACGCAACAGUGCACACCUUAGUACAGUCCUCGAAACCCUUGAUAUUCAACAGCAUUCUCUGGGUGUCUUAGCAGUACUUGUUGCAAAAUUUACUGUUCAACAGGGAGCUACUGAUGUUGAUAAGUCUACGAUGUAUCAACAAAUCCAUGAUUUCAUAACAAACUGCAAUGGAGAACAAGUGCGGUUCUCACCAGAAUUAUACACAGAAUUAUGUCACCAACUUACAAAUUAUCUUAUUGAAAUAAAACAACCAAUCAGAGGCAUAGAAAUUCUAAAGAAAGCAAUUAGAAAGAUCCAGUUAUUUGAUUCUCACCUCACCUCAAUUCAUGCAGAUUUAUGUCAACUUUGCUUACUCUCCAAAUGUAUGAAGCCAGCUUUAGAAUUCUUGGAUACAGAUAUUACUGGGAUAGGUUCUGAGCUAGGUGGCAACAAUGAUUCUAAACAUUUUCUCCUCUAUUACUACUAUGGAGGUAUGAUCUACACUGCAAUGAAGAACUAUGAAAGAGCUCUCUACUUCUUUGAAGUAGUUGUAACUGUCCCUGCAUUGGUUGUUUCACAUAUUAUGUUGGAAGCUUACAAAAAAUACAUUUUAGUGACAUUUAUUCUGCAUGGAAAGGUAUUACCAAUGCCGAAAUACACCUCACAAGUGGUGUGCCGUUUUCUAAAGCCAUUGUCAGCAGCUUAUUAUGAAUUGGCCACUUCUCCUCACGCUGCCGUAAAGCACCGCGAGAUAUUUGUUCGAGAUAAAAAUAUGGGUUUAGUCAAUCAGGUGUUAAGUUCAAUGUACAAGAAGAACAUUCAAAGGCUUACAAAGACAUUCUUAACGCUAUCUCUGAGUGACGUCGCGGCUCGUGUACAGCUGUCAGGCCCUGCACAAGCGGAGAGUUACAUACUCAAUAUGAUUGAAGAAGGCGAAAUUUACGCAAUGAUAAACCAGAAAGAUGGAAUGGUGGUGUUUCUGGAUAGCCCUGAAAAGUAUGCAUCGCCUGAAACAUUGUGUGUGCUAGAACAACAAAUGGCAAUUUGUACGAAACUACACCAAUAUAUUCAAGAGAUGGAUGAACAAAUUCAAGUUAACCCACAGUAUGUCAAGAAAUCUGUAGGAAGCCAUGAUGAAGAUAUGCCAGCUACAAGCCAGAAUUCAAAGACUACUUACUCAAUGUAA